Molecule: messenger RNA, 2105 nt
Organism: Cylicostephanus goldi
Lineage: Eukaryota; Metazoa; Nematoda; Chromadorea; Rhabditida; Strongylidae
Source: the annotation of a GenBank genome assembly
AUGUGCCGCAGUGAAGAAGCUAUGUGUGAUGUCUACAUCGUUGGUGCCGCUCGUACUCCCAUUGGCUCAUUCCGAUCUUCAUUAGCAAGCCUAUCUGCGCCUCAGCUUGGAAGCAUCGCCAUAAAAGCUGCUGUUGAAAGAGGCGGACUGAAGCCGGAAGAUGUUCAGGAGGUCUUCAUGGGUCAAGUAUGUCAGGCCAACUCUGGUCAAGCUCCUGCCCGGCAAGCUACUCUUGGCGCUGGUUUGAAAACAUCAACCAUCGUUACCACCGUGAACAAGGUGUGCUCGUCUGGCCUGAAGGCAAUCAUGCUCGGUGCUCAACAGAUCCAGACUGGAACUCAAAAUGUCGUGAUUGGCGGUGGCAUGGAAAGCAUGUCUCAGGUUCCCUUCUACUUGAACCGCGGUGACACCACUUACGGAGGAAUACAAUUAGUGGACGGAAUAGUGAAAGAUGGACUUACAGAUGCUUAUGAUAAAGUUCAUAUGGGUAAUUGUGGAGAAAAAACUGCAAAAGAGUUGGGAAUUGGCAGGGAAGCGCAAGAUGAUUAUGCUAUAAGUAGCUACAAGAAAGCUGCUGCUGCCUGGAAGAAUGGCAUAAUGUCAGCUGAAGUCGUACCUGUCGAUGUAAAAACCAGAAAAGGCACUAAUGUUGUGGACCAUGAUGAAGAGUACCAGAAGGUUAACUUUGACAAGUUGAAACAGUUGAAAUCAGUAUUUCAGAAAGAUGGCACAGUAACUGCUGGCAAUGCUUCGACGCUGAAUGAUGCUGCUGCGGCUGUACUGCUUGUUGGUGACGACGCCGUGAAGCAGCACAAUCUGAAACCCAUGGCAAGAAUAUUAGCAUUCGCCGAUGCUGCUUUACAUCCAUUAGACUUUGCUCUUGCACCACCACUUGUAGUGCCAAAGCUGCUGAAAAUGGCGGGCUUGAAAAUGGAGGACAUUGAUCACUGGGAAGUGAAUGAGGCGUUUUCCGUCGUUGUGCUGGCGUUCAUCAAGCAGCUUUUGAAAAUGGCUGGCUUGAAAAUGGAGGACAUAGACCACUGGGAAGUAAAUGAAGCAUUUUCCGUCGUCGUGCUGGCGUUUAUCAAGCAGGUUGGAUGUGAUCCGGAAAAGAUCAACCCUCAUGGUGGAGCCGUCUCUAUAGGACAUCCUAUCGGAAUGUCUGGCGCUCGCCUUAUCACUCAUCUUGUACACGCCCUCAAGUCUGGUCAAAAGGGGCUUGCCGCCAUCUGCAACGGCGGUGGUGGCGCUAGCGGGAUGAUUCGAGUCUUUCUUCUUUCUGGUGUACGAACUCCUAUAGCCUCUUUUCGAGGCCUUACUCCAGAAGAUAUUGAAGAAUCUUUUGUUGGUUGUGUGCUCACCGCAAACUGUGGACAAAAUGAUGGCUUGCAAAGAGAUGGCUUGGAAGAUCCCACCCUCGGUCAAUCGAUGGGAUUGUGCGCGGAAAAGUCUGCCAAGGUACCCCAUGGUCCAUUUUUUUAUAUAACUUCGAUCGAGUAUGGUAUAAGCCGUGAAUCUCAAGAUGAAUAUGCUAUAAAUAGCUAUAAGAAGGCUGCUGCAGCUUGGAAGAAUGAUCUUUAUGCUGAAGAAGUCAUACCGGUUACCGUAAAGACGAGGAAAGGUGUUGUUGUUAUAUCCGAAGAUGAAGAGUACAAGAAGCUUAUUGAAUCGAAAGUACCUAGUCUGAACCCUGCAUUCCUCAAAGACGGAACCGGUACCAUUACUGCGGCUAAUGCUUCGUCUAUAAAUGAUGGUGCUGUGGCAGCUACACUAGUCCGAGGAGAUCAAAUUCCAAACGGUAUUCUGAUCGAACUGGAUCAACCUAGCACUUGUUACUUACCGUCUCUAGGUCUUACGCCACUAGCAGAGGUUAUCGCAUUCGCCGAGGCAGGUGGAGAGCCAGUGGACUUUACCGUUGCUCCAGUAUCCGCUGCAAAGAAGCUCCUGGAACAAGAAAACUUGUCCGUAUCCGAUAUCGCUUUGUGGGAACUCAAUGAAGCAUUCUCAGUAACAGCUCUGAUAUUCAUAAAGGAGCUGAAUCUUGAUCCUGCAAAGGUCAAUAUCAAGGGUGGUGCUGUUGCUCUAGGACAUCCAUUGGGGUAAGU